AUGGCUUCCAACAUGGCCGCCUGGCUGACUGCCGAAAAGGCGCAUCCGUUCGAGGUCAAGCCCGCUCCGCUCGCAACGCCAGGCGAGGGCCAGAUCCUCGUCAAGAACCGUGCCGUGGCCAUGAACCCUAUCGACUGCAAGCUUCAAUUCAAGGCGCUGUACCCGCUGAAAUACCCGACCAUUCUCGGGCACGACGUCGCGGGGGAGAUCGUCGCCGUCGGACCCCACGUGAGGGGGUUCGCCGUGGGCGACCGAGUCGUCGGCAACACCGUCGGCUUCAACACGAAACGCGACACGGAGAUGGGCUUUCAGGCGUACACGGUGCUCGAGACGCGCCUGACGAGCAAGAUCCCGGACGCCAUCUCGUUCGACCGGGCCGCCGUGCUUCCCCUUUCCGUGUCGACCGCCGCGGACGGUCUCUUCAACGUCGACUGCCUCGCCCUGCAGCUGCCCACCGUCCCGGCGCGUGCUCCCACGGGGGAAACGCUGCUCGUGUGGGGCGGCGCCUCCAGCGUCGGGUGCAGUGCCAUCCAGCUGGCCGUCGGCGCGGGCUACGAAGUCGUCGCGACCGCGUCGCCUGCCAACUUCGCGUACGUGACCCGCCUCGGCGCGAGCCAGGUGUUCGACUAUAACAAAGCGGACGUCGUGAAGGAGGUGCUCGCCGCCCUGGAGGGCAAGACGCUGGUCGGGGCGUUCGACGCCGUCGGCGGGCCGGCUUGGGCCCCCGCCGCCGAGGUCGUCCAUCUGCACGAGGGAUACAAGAAGGCCAAAGCGCGAUCGGACACACCGGGGGAGGGGAGAAGAUUCGUCACCACCGUGACGCCCCGGUUUCCGGAACCUCCCGUGGGCGUUACCAUGGAGCAGAUGCUCGCGCUGUCACUUCGGGAUAAUAACCUUGCGGGGCCCAUUUGGGGGGAGUAUUUGCCCAAGGCGCUUCAAGAGGGGACGUUUGUCCCGGCGCCGGAGCCUCUGGUGGUGGGGCACGGGUUGGAAUGUAUCCAGACCGGGGUUGAUACUCUGGAAAGGGGCGUCUCGGCGCGGAAGGUCGUCGUGACAUUGUGA
Molecule: messenger RNA, 1062 nt
Organism: Cladophialophora carrionii CBS 160.54
Lineage: Eukaryota; Fungi; Ascomycota; Eurotiomycetes; Chaetothyriales; Herpotrichiellaceae
Exons: 1
Coding region: 1-1062 (353 amino acids)
Molecular function (GO): oxidoreductase activity, acting on NAD(P)H
Source: RefSeq, a predicted model, not a curated record